UCCCCACACAUACUGCGACUACAAACCAAAUAAUAGAGAAGACAAGAGGUCCUUCAGCACUUUCUCUUCAAGACUUCAACCAUGGCAGGACAGGCCGAGGCUUCCUACUCCACCUCCACCUCCACCUCCACCUCCACCGCUGGAUCUUCACCUUACGAUGUGUUUCUCAACUUCAGGGGUGAAGACACUCGCAAAAACUUCACUGGCCACCUCUACCGUGCUUUGAAAAGAGAAGGGGUCAAUGUCUUUAUGGAUAGCUACAAACUGUGGGAAGGAGAAGAGCUUGGAACAACACUUGUCAAGGCAAUCCAACGCUCCAAAGUCUCUAUUCCUGUUUUCUCUAAAGGCUAUGCCAAUAGCAAUUGGUGCUUGACGGAACUUGCCCAGAUGCUGUAUUGCCGUAGACACUACGGUCAGAUUAUUCUGCCAAUAUUCUUCGAUGUUGAUCCCUCUGAUGUUCGUCAUCAAACCGGAUGUUUUAAAAAAGUGUUUCUUAAACAUCAAAGGAAUUUCGCUCCUCAUGUUGUGGAUAGUUGGAAGGAAGCUUUGAGAGAGGUAGGGAAUCUGAAGGGAUGGGUUCUCAAAGAAGUCGAAAAUGGGGAUGAAUCAAAGCUGGUUGAGCUUCUUGUUGAAAGGGUUUUAAAAGAAACAUGCAUACACAACGUUUUCUCGAUGAGUGAUGUUAAUUACUGUAUUGGAUUAGAUUCCCAUUUAAAGAAUCUGCUAUAUUUACUAAAUAUUGGUUCCAAAGAUGUUCAAUUUAUUGGAAUAUGUGGCAUAGGUGGCAUUGGGAAGACAACUAUUGCAAAGGCUCUCUACAAUUGCAUCAUUGAAAGCUUUGAUCAGAAAUGCUUUCUUGAAGACAUCAGAGAAGAAGUAUUGCGACAUGGAUUAGUUUAUUUACAAGAGAAACUUAUCUAUAGUAUGUCCAAAAGAAAAGUUCAGGGAGAAAUAUUGAGUGUUGAUAGAGGAAAAGAGUGGAUAAAAGAAAGACUUCAGAUAGAAAAUGUUCUUCUUAUUCUUGAUGACGUGGAUCAUCCUUCCCAACUCAAUGCUUUAGCUAUCGAUCUAAAUUGGAUUGGUCAAGGAAGUAGGGUCAUUAUAACAACAAGAGAUGAGAAUAUUCUAAAUAUGGCUAAAAUUGAUGAAGGUAAAAUAUAUCGACCUAAAGAAUUGGGUGAAGGCCAAUCUCUUCAACUUUUUAGUUUGCGUGCCUUUCGAAAUGUCAAACCUCCUGAAGAGUAUAUGGAGCUUUCACGUGCUAUAGCAAGUUAUUCCGGAGGCUUGCCCUUGACUCUAGAGGUGUUGGGUUCCUACCUAUCAUAUGUAAGAAGUAAAGAAAUGUGGGAAAGUAUAAUACAACAAUUGAGAGAAAAUGCUCCUAGGGAGGUCUACGAAAGCUUGAAGAUAAGCUAUGAUAAUCUAGGUGAUUACGAGAAAGCCAUUUUUCUUGAUGCUGCAUGUUUUUUCAUUGGAUGGGAGAAAAAAACUGUAAUUUCCAUUUGGGAAGCUUGUGGCUUUUAUCCUAAAUCAGCAAUACACAGACUUAUUAACAGGAACCUUAUUAAAUUUGAAUCUAAUGAGGAUGGUGGUUGCUACUUGAGGAUGCAAGAUCAACUUCGAGACAUGGGAAGGGAAAUUGUCUCAAAAGAAAGCUUUAGAGAGCCAGGCAAGCGUAGUAGGUUGUGGUCUCACGACAACGUCUUGGAGAUCUUAGAAGGAAACAAGGGAACUGACAGAGUAGAAGGAAUCGACAUUCCCUCUGACUUACUGAUUCCUUUAACUGGUGAAAAUUUUGAGAGGAUGUCCAAUUUAAGAUUCCUCAACAUUAAUCCAAAAAGUUUCAUGGUAGACUUUUCAUGCCUUCCUUCUGCACUAAAAUGGUUCAGAUGGAAUACUUGUACUUUGGAUAUUCUACCAACUAAUUUUUAUCAUAAGAGACUAGUUCAUCUCGAUCUAUCAUUUAGCACAAUCAAACAAGCUUGGAAUAUCAGGCCUCAAGAUGAAAAUAAGCAGUUCCAAAAUCUGAAGGUUCUAAAUCUUAGUAAUUGUGGAUAUCGAUCUAAGUCCCCAAACUUUUCAUGGUUUCCUUGUUUAGAGCGAUUAGAUCUUGGAUAUUGCAGAUCAUUGGAUAAGUUAGAUGAAUCCUUGGGGCAGUUGAGUAAGCUCAAAAGUCUUAUUCUUGAAUCGUGUGACUCACUAGAGGAAUUGCCUGAGUCCAUUUGUGAUCUAAAAUCUUUGGUUGAGCUCCAAUUGAGUAAUGUUGCAAAAAUUAAGGAAUUGCCAGAUGGUGUUGGACUAUUAGAGAAUCUUGAGGUAUUAGAUGUGAGCCAUUUCUAUUUAUUGGUAAGACUACCGGAUUUGUCAAGGCUGAAAAUUUUGAGGAGAUUAUCUGUCGAUUCUUGCGAGAAGUUGGAAGAGAUUCAAGGCCUUGAGGGAGUAAGAUCCUUUGAAGAUUUGGACGCGACACAAUGCUGUAACUUGACAAAUACUCCAAGAAAGAUACAUGGCCAGGGAAGACUUUCACCGGAGUGUACACAAGAAUUAAUUUAUUCCUUGAAUGCUAAUGAUGGGAUCUGUAAGAAGGGGUUAUCCUUAGUUCUGUGCAUUGUUUUCGAAUUCCCACCUGACUUAAAGCACAAUCUGAAAUUCAAACAGCAUCAGCCACAAACCAUCUAUUUUGACAUUUUGGCUUCUAUCCGCCGAAAUGAUAAAACAGCUAGAUGUCGUCAUACACUGAGAAUUGAGGAUGUUGAAUAUACUACUCGUACAAAUAUAAUCUACAUUCACCAUCUCAAAGGCUUCAACUGGUUUGGGAUUCCAUUGGAAGGAAAAGAUGCUAUUGAGAUUUUAUAUAUUCGUCAAUCAAAGUAUUUGGAUGACUUAAUACCCAAUUCUAGAGUAAAAUUCUGGAAGCUUUUGUUCCAGAAACCUGACCAGAAAAAGCCUAAUGUAGCAGAUUUCUUCAAUUGGUCAGAUGUUGAGGCAUCUCCUUCUGGUAAUACAGGAAGAAGUGGUAGAGGAGAUACUGAAGCCUAGAAUGAGAGCUCGUCUUCAAGACAACGAAGAUGAAGCAUCAGGAUCCAACAAUGUUCCUAAGGAGGCACAGUUGAGGGCUAUUGAAAGAUUUAUUCUUGAUAAGGAUGAGGUAAGUCCUCGAGUUGAAGAGGAGUUGUUGAGGGUUGAGGUAGCUUGUCCAUAUCCUGUUGAAAAGAAAGGAUGGUUGAGGCGCUGUCAAGGGCUCUUGAGAAAAUUGUUCUUGAAAACAGAGUAGGAAGGGUGGGGGGAAUAUUGAAGGUUAUGGAGAGACUUAUUGACAAUGAUGAUGAUGAUGAUGAGACUGCUAUUGAUUCCGGAGUUUCGUGAUUGUUAAAAGUGAUGAAAUCCAUUUCAGGAACAGAACAUCCAAAUGAAGAGAAUUGUGCAAGUACUUUGUUCAUGCUGUUGCGUAAGCCCAGCUUUUUGUGGAUGCAUCCUUUGUGGUAUAUAAUGGUAAUGGAGCUGUUAUUAACAAAUAAAAUAGUUAGAGUAAUGGACACCAAGCAUAGAAAAUCAGGCUUACCAUCUCAGUAAGUUUUAUACUGAAUAUGUUGACAGUUAAGUGUGGCAAUUAGUGAAACAGAAUGUGUGGAGUUUUGUGAUAAGAAAAGGAACUUGUCUGUCCCUUAUUAUGUGACUUUUGAAGUUUUGGCAGUUAAAAUGCAGGAAGUUUGCCGAGUGUUAAUCAAAUUACUUGUGUAAAUCAAAAUAUUUGGAUGACUUGACACCCAAUUGUAGAGUAAAAUUCUGGAAGCUUUUGUUCCAGAAACCUAACCAGCGAAAGGCUAAAAUAACAGAUUUCUUCACAUUGUCCAAUCCGGAGGAGCGAUGUUUCAAUGAUUAAUCAGAACUUCUUCCUAUGUUGGGGUUAUUCAACAAUAUUCCUGAAGUACUUUGUUGCUGUUUGUGGAUGCAUCCUUUGUGGUAUAAAAUGGUAAAACAUAGAAUUCAUAUAUAUAUAUACUCAUUUGCUCUUAGUUACUUCUUGUUAUAUCUCAGUAGCAGGGUAUAUUUUAUGUUAGUUAAUACUUAAUGGACUUGAUAACGUAAAUGCAUAGUUUUAUGGGGGAUUAUCUUA
Messenger RNA from Macadamia integrifolia, 4117 nucleotides. RefSeq names its product disease resistance protein RUN1-like. Gene Ontology annotation, molecular function: ADP binding. The transcript is spliced from 7 exons. The record is from RefSeq and is a predicted model, not a curated record. Bases 82 to 3039 code for a protein of 985 amino acids. NCBI's taxonomy places the organism in Eukaryota, Viridiplantae, Streptophyta, Magnoliopsida, Proteales, Proteaceae. Gene Ontology annotation, biological process: signal transduction; defense response.